This is a messenger RNA of Oncorhynchus keta (chum salmon), 8627 nucleotides long. RefSeq names its product AP-4 complex accessory subunit RUSC1-like. Gene Ontology annotation, molecular function: protein binding. The transcript has 12 exons. Gene Ontology annotation, cellular component: cytoplasmic vesicle. The coding region runs from base 54 to 3629 and encodes 1191 amino acids. Lineage: Eukaryota; Metazoa; Chordata; Actinopteri; Salmoniformes; Salmonidae. The record is from RefSeq and is a predicted model, not a curated record.
AAGUUUGCACCCUAUUCGCCAACUCUUUACGCCCUGAGCGAUUUGAUUGGCUCAUGGCUUUCUCCCCCGAUGGUGAAACCCUGACCCUGCCCCCGCCCUUGGAAGUUAGAAAAUCCAAUGAGGAAACCCUGAAGAAAUCUACUUCCGGGUCAACGUCGUCAUCUGGGUCAACAUCAGGGUCGGGUUCAAAAGUGAUGACCUUCAAGGAACUGCGUAACCGUAGCAAACACAGCUCCCCGGCCUACCAACUAAUAACUGAACCGGAUCCUGAUCCCACAGUCAUAACCCCUGACCCUGACUUCCUCUACAACCUCAAGUGGAGGAGGGAAAAGACGGACAGCGACGGAAUCCAAUGGGAGUACACCUCCCAGGCCCAGGCCACCUUCCUGCAACCACCUCCCCUCACCUCACUGGCUGCUUUUAGGGAAAUGUUCCAGAAAGCAGAGGAUGCGAUUGGACAACCCGAGUUAUGUCCCUCGCAGCGGAUUGGGUGCUCAGCCAGUGAAGGGAACCUGUGGAGGAUGGAUGGACAGAGAAAAGAGGAGGGAGAAAAGAGGAAAGAAGAGGUGGAGGUGAGAGGAACAGCUGAUGGAGGAAGAACCUGUGAGUCAAGAACGACAGUGUCCUCACCCCCUCUCUCCCUGGCCCACUCCCAGCCCUCCUCCUAUUUCCUCCACCCUUACCGCCCAGGAUACUGUGGUACUCAUACGAGACCAGUCCCCAGGACCCAACCUCACAGCCACACUGAAAUCCAGUCCACAGCCAUAGGCCCUAACCCCUACACUACCCAGUCCACAGCCAUAGGCCCUAAACCCUACACUACCCAGUCCACAGCCAUAGGCCAUAACCCCUACACUACCCAGCCCACGGCCCCUAACCCCUACACUACCCAGUCCACAGCCAUAGGCCCUAACCCCUACACUACCCAGUCCACAGCCAUAGGCCCUAACCCCUACACUACCCAGUCCACGGCCCCUAACCCCUACACUACCCAGUCCACGACCCCUAACCCCUACACUACCCAGUCCACGACCCCUAACCCCUACACUACCCAGUCCAUGACCCCUAACCCCUACACUACCCAGUCCACGACCCCUAACCCCUACACUACCCAGUCCACGGCCCCUAACCCCUACACUACUCAGUCCACGACCCCUAACCCCUACACUACCCAGUCCACGACCCCUAACCCCUACACUACCCAGUUAUCUAACCCCUUUGCUACACCAUACACUCACACAGAUAUAAAUGAAGACAGCCAUGGAACUUAUUCUGAGAAUGAUAUUGAUUCUGGAUAUAGUGACUAUUUUAAGAAGGAUGGAGGCCUAGACUCUGCACAUCGUUUUGGAAAGGACUUCAAGAGCAACAUUGAUAGUUUGUAUCGUUAUGUGAAUGAGUCCAAGACUAAAGAAAGGCUGGAGUAUGGCUUUGUCUCUGAAUCCAUCACUGACUUUGACUCCCUCUACUGCACCGCUAACGUCACUGAUAAACAGCCUCACACCGGCUCAGACACACUCGUCAGCAAUGACACACACACUCAAGGCUGCACCACCCCAUAUAAAAACGUUGACGCGACGAUGAUGGCAUAUGCCAAAACACACACUGUCGGUUCCCUUGGUCGCACUGACACACACACACACACCUCUCACCCUGGCCAGAGCAGAACCUCUAAAGAUCUCCCUCCCCUCCCUACCUGGUACCUCUACCACCCCAAAAACUGUCCCAUCCACAGGGGUGCCCCACCCCGCCUCUCCCCCAUCGGGGCUCUCGAUCCCCCCUAUCGCUCUGGAGCCCCCCCUCCGGGCCUGGACGCAUCCUGCCUCAGCUCACCCCUGUUCCCCCGCUCUCACACCCUCCCUGCCCUGGCCGCCCCCCUCUACUACCCCUUCCUCUACCCCCCUAUUCCCCCCAGGAAAACCUCCGACACCCCAAAACUCAUCCAGGCUCCGCCGCUGCCGCCCACGCUGACGGUUCGUAGCGUCUCAUUUGCCAGCUCUGUACAGAGAGGUGGGACUUCCUGGAUGGGCGAUGACGUGAAGGCCCCUCUGAGAGGCCUAGGGCUGUCCUCUCUGUGCCUGCUGGAAAAAAGAGCUCUGGUCAGUGCAGUCAGUGUGGCAGUGGAGGCCAUUUUGGCUCAGUUCAGCUCCUCACGGACCCUGGUGCAGAAGUCUGCCUCUAUUAACAAGGCUCUAUCAGGAGACAGCAGUGUGAAUCCGUCUCUGGGCCGGCUGGUGCUGCAGUGUUUGUGCCCCGCCCUGCGGAGCCUGCUCUCCGACGGCCUCAAGCCCCACCAGAGUGAUUUGAUCUCGGGCAGGAGGCCAAACUCAGCCUGGGGACUGGUCCAGGCCUCCACCAGGCCAGGUAGGAACUCUGGAGCGCAGUACAGAGGGCCCAGCACUCAGUCCCUGUACAGCCUCCAGGCUAGAAUAGGAGAGCUGCCCCAGCUCCGGCAGAACAAACACAGGUUCAACGCCUUCCUCCUCGGCCUCCUCAACAUCAAGCUUAUGGAUUUCUGGCUGUCCCAUCUCCAGUCAUGCAGUGAUGUGUUGGUGACGUUCUACCAGCCCUCCUCCUUCAUGCGUUUGUCAUUGACUUCCUGCCAGCCUCUGUUUGAGGAGCUCCUCCUCCUGCUGCAGCCCCUCAGUCUCCUGACCCUUAACCUCGACCUGCUCUUCCAGCACCACCACCUGGAUCCAGCCAAUCACAGCCCAGAGAUCCCCAGCCCACCCAAUCAGGACCUGGAAUUCAGGCUCUCGCCCCGGGGGUCCGCUUCCCAAAGCAGGGGCAGCAGCUAUCUCGAGAGCCUAUCAGAGCUGGACUUUGGGAGAGCAGAACCCGAGGCGACCAAUCAUAAUGUGAGCUCGUCGUCCCUGGCCAACUCAGGGGUGGGAGGGUUGGUGGAGUCACUGAAGCCAGCGAGUCUCAGUGUGGGGUCUGCAAAGGUCUCUGGGGGUCUUGCGGAGACAAGUCCUCAGCUGAUGUGGGUUCAGGAGAAAGAAAUUAGGGAGCUAGCUCCUCCUAAUGUUGAGGAGGCCAGUCUCUCCCAACAGGCAGGACAGGUGAUCCAGGAGGGAUGGGGGGCUGUGGUACGCUGGGGGGGCAAGCUGGGCCAGAACCUGGCUGAACUCAGCCUGUCUGCAGUACAGAACCAGGAGGGGACAUCCAGAGACCCCCCAGAGCCCCAGACCAGUACCCAGGCUAGGAGUGACCCUCCUCAGGUCGAUGGAGCAUUGGCGGUCCCCUGGGGUUUGGGACGGCUGUUUGGAGCCUCCAAUAACCCCACGAUACCCACACUUCCAACCAGACGUCCGUCUCAGUGGUUGUCUCCAGGGGUGUCUGUUCUGACCCGGAUGGUGAGCAGCAGUUCCCGCGCUAACCAGAGGAGGGCGCUGGAGCCCCAGCAGGUAGAAGAGGUGUUCGAGAAAGAGAUGGAGGAGACAUGGGACAACCCAAGACCCCUCAGGUCAGUCAGAACACUAUGCGACCACUCUGGCACAGGGGCGGAGCUAAGCUUCCAGAAAGGGGAGGAGUUAGUGGUUUUAGGGGGAGUCGAUCACGACUGGAUUCGCUGUCGUCAGGGAGACCGAGAGGGGCUCGUACCCAUUGGCUACGCCUCACUGAUCCUGUGAUUUCAGACACCUGAUCAGAGUUUUGAUUGUUUGAAUAUAUCUGGGGGAGGGAAAAUGAAGUCAUAAAGCUAUAAUGUAUUUAGGCAACCAUAAAGAGGCUGUGGUGAAGUCCCAAUGCUAUCAGAGAAAUAGUUCACCCCUGAAUCUAAGUUCAAAUCACAUGUUUAUAUCUCUAAAGUGGUCCAAAGUCGUAUGUCAGGGUUCCCCAACUGGCGGCCCAUGAUUUUAUAAGGGUUUGGGUUACUUGUUGGACAUAAAAUACUACCAUCAGUAAAUGUUGGAAAUCUGUUCCAAGGUAUUCCCACACAUAGAGAGAGAUGUGAUUGUUUACAAAUCUAAGCAAGGUUUGAAAUGCUUAUAUUUUAGCCAAAUGUUAUAUCUGUUUGGGCUUCUUGUGGUCAAUUUGCAGUCUACAAAUGAUUUGUGAUUAGGUUCCAGCCCCCUGACCAUCCUUGGCUGAGUCUAGUUGAUGAUCUCUGGUCUAAGUGAUUUAGUUCAGUCCCUACUCCGCACCAUCUGUUGUGUAGAUCCCACUAUAUGCACUGGUAGAAAUGUGCAAAACUCAAUCCCUAAAGAACUGUACCAUCUAAUGCCAUCUAAUUAGCGGGAUUUAAGGAAGAUUUAAUUUAGCUCACCAGAUGGUGUGGAAUAUGGACCCAGCAUGACUUCAGACCACUUUUGAAGUGUGAAAACUUCAGACAAACACUUAUCUUGGUGUGGACUAUCCCUUUAAAUGUCCUCCAUUCAUCAUCUCUCUUUUGUGACCACUGAUCUGAGAAGGACUGGAUAAAGCUUUGUAGAAUUCUAUUCAUAGGUUGCACCUCCGUCACGUCAUACCAAGCCGCCAUCGGCGGUGCCCUAAAGUGGUGAUAAGCCCCGUCGUUCUGAGUCUAACUACUGUUUAGUAUAAAUGAAUAGCAAAAUUCUGCAAAAAUAGCUAGCAAAGCAAACGUAAGCUAGUUACAACCAGGUGGCCUCCCCUCAAUUUAAGCUAGUUAGCUAACGUUAUACUGCAUUUAAAGUCAAUCUGGCAACAUCAAAAUGAUGACGAAAGGUUUUCUUCAUAAUGAUUUGCCUCCUUUUGAAUGUCAUUGUAUUUCCAGGCCACUAUAAUGCUCUUUGGAUGAAAUCUUCAUCAAAAACGAACGUUAAAAACAAUAUUGUGACGAAACAUGCAACCAAUGCAUUCAGCUUAUCCAAACACUUUCAGAUCAGCAGUCACUAUGGGAAGAUGUAUAGCCUGGUAGCCAGGUCGGUUUCUGCUCUAGACCCAGACCUUGCCGCCAGGCUAACCGGUGAAGGGAGCCAUGGUAGAGUAUUGGAGCGUAGCCCAUGUUACGUAACAUAGUACCAUAGUGCAAUGUAGCUGUUUUCUGUGUUCUAUUUGACCUUUCACCCCUAUUGAUCGCUCACCUCUUUCACUUCGUCUCUGUGUGUUUGACAUGUUCCCACUACAAUUAAUAGUCCGUUUAAAAAGGAUAACUAUUUGACUGUAUAAAUAUACAUACAUAAUAUAUAGGUAUAUGAAUAUAGAUUAAUUUAACCGAUAGAUAGAUAACCAAGAGAAAACAGAUAGUCAAACGUUACUAUAGAUAAGGUUGAUCAUGAAUCAAAUUGAUAAGUGAUCUGGCCUUUUAUCCCCAACUCACCAGUCACUACUCUAUAGUCAUUAUACACACGGACAGCUCCAGUGUUUUUGUCAAUUAUUGGAAUCCAGUGGCUUCAUCUUAGUGUGUGUUUGCAUUGUCUUGACUUCAUAUCCUUCAUAUCUUCAUCAUAACCUGAUGGUCUCAUACCUUUAGACUGUAUUUAUUGUAUAAUGAAUGCUUUGAGUGAAUGCAGUGGGGUUGGGCUCAAUAUGGCAGUCAAUUCAGGAAGUAAACUGAAAUCCCAAUUCGAUGAUUGAAACAGGGGCCUGUAUUUUUAAUGAUUUCUUAAUGAAUUGAAAAGGAGAAGCUAUUUAUGUUUUUUAAGUAGCUGAUUUUAAAUUCAAAUCACUUCCUGAAUUGGCAGCCUUCAAUUCGAAUUGAGCCCAACCCUUGAAUGCAGAAGAAUAUCUAUCUAUAUGACACAUAUCUAUCUAAAGGACAUUCUAGUAUCCAACAGUAUAUAAAUAUAACAGGCAUAGCAAUGCUGUAACUUCAAUCAGUCCACACCUCUUAAACCUCACUAACACAUACUACUCAGUGCUUAUGGAAAUAUCAAUGCUUUGAGACAGACAGAUAGACAGAUAAACAGACAGACAGAUAGACAGACAGGUAGACAGACAGGUAGACAGACAGAUAGACAGAUAAACAGACAGGUAGACAGACAGAUAAACAGACAGGUAGACAGACAGAUAGACAGAUAAACAGACAGGUAGACAGACAGAUAAACAGACAGACAGACAGGUAGACAGACAGAUAAACAGACAGGUAGACAGACAGAUAAACAGACAGACAGAUAGACAGACAGAUAGACAGACAGAUAAACAGACAGGUAGACAGACAGACAGAUAAACAGACAGGUAGACAGACAGAUAGAUAAACAGACAGAUAAACAGACAGGUAGACAGCUAGACAGACAGGUAGACAGAAAGAUGGAUAAACAGACAGACAGACAGACAGACAGACAGACAGACAGAUAAACAAACAGAUAAACAAACAGAUAAACAAACAGAGAGACAAAUAAACAAACAGAGAGACAGAUAAACAGACAGAUAGACAUACAGAUAAACAAACAGAUAGAGAGACAGAUAAACAGACAGAUAGACAGACAGUUAAACAGAUAAACAAACAGAUAGAGAGACAGAUAAACAGACAGAUAAACAGACAGUUAAACAGAUAAACAAACAGAUAGAGAGACAGAUAAACAGACAGAUAAACAGACAGUUAAACAGAUAAACAAACAGAUAGAGAGACAGAUAAACAGACAGAUAGACAGACAGUUAAACAGAUAAACAAACAGAUAGAGAGACAGAUAAACAGACAGAUAAACAGACCGUUAAACAGAUAAACAAACAGAUAGAGAGACAGAUAAACAGACAGAUAAACAGACAGAUAGACAGACAGUUAAACAGACAGAUAAAUAGACAGAUAAACAGACAGAUAAAUAGACAGAUAAACAGUCUGAGGGACUUGAGACCUGUCUCUUUCUACUCAUCCCAGGGAUGAUCAACUCUAGUCUGGUUACUUUUCCUUUACCUCAUAGAUCAAUUGGUAUCUUUGAUUCCCCAGAUGUUUAACUUGACUGGUUACCUGGGCGUUACUAAGUCUGACUACAAGACAAUUCAAAAGGCUACUGAGACCAGUAGACAAUGUGGGUUUCCAGGGCCAUAGUUGUAUGUUCCUGACCGUGACUAUCCAAGCUUUCAGAUGAAGCAGUAAGCUACUCCCUGAUGUACUGUAUGUGUAUGAAGACACCACGACUGUCAAGCCUAUGUGUUUGAGGGAGAGGCUGCCCUUCCCCCAACCGUACCUCAGCUCUCAUAUGUACCUUCCUUCUUUCCCUACCUGUCAUGCUAACCCGUGUAAGGUCAUCCUUUUUAAUACCGUAGUAACGAUAGUGGUAGUAGAAUAACGUUAAAGUAAUAAUGUUUAUUACUAUGUUUCUCUUCUGAUUUGGUUGGUAGUUAUUCUGUAGGCUUGGUAAUGAUGAUGCAUAUGAUGUACUUCUCAAAGGCUUCUGGUUUAAAGGAACUGUUUGUUUGCUGUUUUUGUUGUUUUGUCACUUGCGGGUGACAUGGCGCUUCUUGAAGAGUUCAGUUACUUGAGGAAUGAAGAAUAAAACAUAUUACCCAUAAAUUCAAAUUCAAUGGGAAUAUCGCUCUUUUGAUUGGUCAGAAUAUAAUAAAGAAGGUAUAAAAGGUAUAAUAUAAAAGGUUACCAUGCCAACAAGCCUCUGUGGUGUAGCACAGGGUUAGUGUCCCUAUGACAACAAUAGAUUGGAAACAUUGUAACUUUGCACGUGCAUUAUACAGGCUACUUUACCAAAUCUUCCAGCAAGUGCAAUGGUAUGGCACCUGCUAGUAUGUCAACCACCUAACUAGCUAAUCCAAAUCGCUGCGUGUCUCAAGACAAUGUGUCGCUCCAAUAGAUAGUUGUUUACCAAACAGUGGAGCCACUGUGUGUCAUGGCCAGUCACACUACACCCCUGUUCUUCUAAAGGCUUUAGCUGGGUCACGGCAGCAAAACAAGCUAGACAACUACUUUCUUCGGCCACUAAAUUGACAUGAGUCGUUUUAGAGCUAUCUAUAAUGUAUUUUAAUUACAGCUUGUAGUAAAUUAGGCUGUAUGAGGGAGGAGCUAGUUAGUGUCAGUAAGGCUCACCUUUCAAUGUGCCAUGCCUAGAUGCAGCUGAAGGGUAAACCGAACUUCAGGAAAUACACAUGGUCUGUGACGGUAACAAUCUCAGUAUGUUGAUUUUCUAGUUAUUUUUUUGUCUUUGAUUCGGGUAUAUUUUCCAUUGUGUGAGAUGAUCCAUGAUAAAUGCAUUGAUUUGUAUGAAAAGCUGUACAUUUAUUGGAUGUGGUAUUUAUUGACCCUGGAGUCCCUGAAAGGUGUAUAUUUACACCUCUGUUGUAUUUGUCCCCUCACGUCUAUCUCUCUAUCUAUCUGGGGUUUUGUGUGUGUGUGUGUAGCACAGGAGGUUGGUGGCACCUUAAUUGGGGAAGACUGGCUUGUGGUAAUGGCUGGAGAGGAAUAUGUGGAAUGGUGUCAGGUGUUUGAUUCCAUUUGCCAUUAUUAAGAGCCGUCCUCCCCUCAGCAGCCUCCACUGGUGUUUGUGUGUGUGUGUGUGUGUGUGUGUGUGUGUGUUCGUGCUUGCGUGCGAACAAACAAGCAUGUGUGUGUAGCAGUGUGUUCUGUAUCUCUCUGGUGUGAUGUAGCCUGCCCCGUACCUCACUGUUCCAUAGUGUACUGUGUCCCUGUAGCGUCAGUCAGUGUCUGACUCCCGCAUGUGCUUGUUUGUAAAUACCCAAUAAAUAAUCAACAUAAACCAAACCUCAGUCUCUCAUGUGUC